GCAGGUUCCUUGACCAUCACCCAACCCCCAACGACGGUCACAUCCUUCUACAAAAUCGCAUCCAAUGAGAUGGUGACAUUCGGCUGGAACUUCACCGACGUCCUCGUCACCCCCACACAUCUCACUGUCUCUGCGCAAUGCGACAACGGCAAUACUUAUCCGGUGGGACCAGCGUCAGAUGGAAUCAUCGAUGGGACGGACACCCAGGUCGUGUGGGACGUCUACUCUUACCAGAAGAGUCACUCGGAUAACCCCCUCCCGCAAGCGACCUGCACACUUUUGAUCUGUGACGAGCGUGGCUUGGGCGCAAGUAGACAAGGCGGGUACAUGAACCCGAACAGUGAAGCUACGUUUGCCUUCUAUACCCCUCAGUCGUACACCCCCAUCAGCAGCGGAUGGAGCUGCGCUAUAUGUAGCAACGGUUUGUCGUCAUACAUAGCACAGCCGACAAUUAUUACCAUGGUCGCAACGACACUUGUCGUCUUCUUAUCUGGCUUCCAGUUGCUCAGGAAUGCCUUCCGU
Desarmillaria tabescens is the source of this 522-nucleotide messenger RNA. RefSeq lists its product as uncharacterized. NCBI's taxonomy places the organism in Eukaryota, Fungi, Basidiomycota, Agaricomycetes, Agaricales, Physalacriaceae. The transcript is spliced from 2 exons. The annotation marks the transcript as partial. The record is from RefSeq and is a predicted model, not a curated record.